AUCAGGAUGCACUUUGCAAUUUUAAUUCCAUGCCCACUCUGCUGCUGUCGUUGGGCAUGGCCGGAAUGGUACACCAAACGAAGAGCGCAAUGGGCAGCAUUACCAGGAAUGGUUGACGAACUCCUCGCUGCAAUUCGCGGCUACUCGGCAAAAUGGCCACCCUUGCAGUGUGACUUUGUCCACAGCAAGAAAGGCAAGAGGUGCCGGCUGAGGGCUGCAGCAUUCUGCACCAGAUGCAAGACGCACCUUGAUGUUGGAGAUCGCGUGCAGUGCCCCCUCGAUCCAUCGCAUACAGUGGAGCGCUGCCACCUAGAGCGACAUUUGGCUACGGCCUGCCCCAGUCUGAGAGACGCGCAGUUUCUGAGAUCUCAGCCAUUCUUCCGGGCGGGAAUCAAUCGCCCGCCGCAGCGCAGCUCUUCACUUGACGUCGGUUCGAUGGAUCGGGAUGCGUGGAUCGCCAGGAUCGAAGCAGUGUUUCCAAAGGCCGUUUGCCAGGCUUUGGGCUGGGACCCAUCGAGCGACGUUGAGCCCAUAGUGCAGCAGUCGCUGAGUGAGGCAGCCGGGGAGAUUGGGCAUUCUGACAAGCACGGCCUGCAGAACCAAUCUUUGUGCCAAUUAGCCUCCGAAGUGUGCGGUGCAAGGCUUUCAGAGGCGAUCAUGGUGGAGUACGGCUGCGGACGAGGGGCUCUCUCCUUGAGUCUGCUGCAAGCUCAUCCCGAGGCCUUGAGCGUGCUUGUGGAUCGGGACACACGCCGCCACCGUGUGGAGCAGCGUCGGGAGGGCCACGAGGUGCUACGCCUGCGGAUGGACAUUGCGGACUUCGACUUGGGAGCCUUGCUAUGGGAGGAGGUCCCGGACACGGAUGCAACGUCUGCUGCCUUUGCGCGCUGCGCACGCAGUGCACAGCGCUCGCGGCAUUUGCAUGUCAUUGCAGAUAGGCUCAGGACGCCGCCCUUUCCUCCCAGAGGUGGCCUGCUGGUUUGUGCUAAGCACCUCUGCGGGAGCGGCACAGACCUUGCGCUGCGGUCCCUACGGGGCACGCGGCGCAGGCCGGCGCCCAUCGAGGUAGGCUUGUGCUGCGCAACUUGCUGCCACCAUCGAUGCGACUUGGACACCUAUGUGAAUCCGGGCUUCCUCUCCGCUUUGGGGCUGACAGACCAGCCCCAGGACUUUGCAGAGUUUGUGUCUGCAGCUGGCUGGGCCGUCGGAGCGGUGGACACUCGCCUUCGACGUGCGGGUGUUAUGGCGAAGCGGAUCUUGGACUACGGCCGAGUUGCAUGGCUCAGCGCGCGGCAGUACAACUCUGUGGCAUGCGCGCCUCAUGGCUAAGGACGCGAGCUUGGCUUCGCAGACGCAAAGGUUGUCUCCUACGUGUCCAAAGAAGUGACGCCAGAAAAUGUUGCCAUUGUUUUCAACGGAAUUUCGGCGGGGACAGAAGAAAAUGCACUGAGACGCAGAAAGCACAGUCACUAGACAGGGACGAAGAACAUCGCAACAACUGUCAACAACA
Molecule: messenger RNA, 1510 nt
Organism: Effrenium voratum
Lineage: Eukaryota; Dinophyceae; Suessiales; Symbiodiniaceae
Source: the annotation of a GenBank genome assembly